Messenger RNA from Cuscuta epithymum, 3469 nucleotides. Lineage: Eukaryota; Viridiplantae; Streptophyta; Magnoliopsida; Solanales; Convolvulaceae. The record is from the annotation of a GenBank genome assembly.
AAAAAUCUGGGUUUUCAACCAUUGGCAUGUUUUUUAAAAUUGAAAAAUCUCAUUUAAAUUCACCUUCACGUUCGUACACCCCGUCACCGAAGCAUCUCUGUUCUUCAAGGUACGCGUCUGAACUCUUACUUUCUCUGCCCUCUGGAACAAAAUUUCGAAAAAUUUCCCAGUCAUUCACUGAUUGACUGCCCAACGUUGCUUGUCUUGAUUUAUUGAAAUUCCAUUCCAAUGUAUUAUUAAAAUUAUUUGUUUUCUCCAUGACUGUGAUCUUCCUUACAAUUGAAGCUAUGGAUAUUUUCAUUCUUGACUAGGAUAGGAAGGACCAGCCUGUGAUUGUCCUCCCCUUUACUGUUUUCUACUUUUGAUUCUCUUAUUUUGUUUUUGUUUUUUAUUAUCUCAGAUUUGAAAAAGAUGUCUUUGAAGUACCAGACCGGCUUAUAACAGGUUCUAUCUUCUCACAUACAUACUCUGUAUUAUAUGAAGUAUUGUUUAUGGAUCCUCCGUUCAGUGGGUUGCCCGACUCUGUAAAAACAUCACGUCUGGAAGAUGGAUUCUUCUUUUCUAGCAGCUUUCAGCUAUCUGAUGAUACCCCUAACAAUUGCUUUUUAGCUUCUCUGGAUUUCAUGAAUAACCAUUUGACUGCCACACCCCCUUCCAACCUUUUCUCUUCUCUACCUGGAGAGUUAUACUCACCAAAUGGUGAUGACCCUGUCGCCAAGUACCUCAACCAGAUACUACUGGAGGAAAACAUCAAUGAGAAACCUUGUAUGUUCCAUGAUGCAAUUGCUCUUAAAGACGCUGAUGAGUCCUUCUCUAAGGACCCUCCCCCUUCUAGCAAUACUUCUGACCCGGCUCAGUGGACUGUUGAUCCUUCUGAAUCAUCUGAGAGCUCAAAUUUUUCUUUAAAUACGAACAAUAUCCAAGUGCUAAAUGCUGAUGACCAUGGAAACAUGUUUAGUGACUCGGAGGCUGUACUGCUGUUCAAGAGAGGAAUGGAAGAAGCAAAUAAAUUUCUCCCUGCUGCUAAUAUUUUUUUUACUGACCUCGACAUUUCACCCAAUAAUACUUCUAGAGGAAAGAAGCAUCAGCAUCCGGACGAAAACAGGUUUGAAGAUGAAAGGAGCAGCAAGCAAUCUGCAGUUUAUGUGGAGGAGGAGUUAUCGGAGGCGUUUGAUCAGGUUUUGCUGUCUGAUCCUAAAUUUCCAAGUCGCGUGAAGGAAAGUCAGCCUGAAAUAGUUGGGAAAGGUAUGCCACACUGUGACGGGAAAAGGCGUGCAAGGAUGCAGCAACAACAACAGCAGGAGGAGGAAGAUACAACAACGGAAGCUGUAGAUCUGCAGACUCUUUUAAUGAGCUGUGCACAAUCAGUUGCUAUUAAUGAUCGCAAGUCUGCAAACGAACAACUAAAACAGAUUUGGCUUCACUGCUCACCCAACGGUGAUGCUGACCAGAGGCUAGCAUACUUUUUAGCACGCGGUCUCGAGGUGCGUUUGACCGGCACAGGGACCGAGCUUUAUAGAUCCGGAGCCCCUAAGGGAAUCACUGCUUUUGAUAAGUUAAAAGCAUACCAGGUCUACAUGUCAACAUGCCCUUUCAAGAAGAUUGCAAUAGACUUUGCAAAUAAGAUGAUUUACAUGGCGUCAUCCAAAGCUAAAACACUACACAUCAUAGAUUUCGGCAUUCAUUAUGGUUUCCAGUGGCCCAUCCUUCUCCAACAUCUUUCAAACAGGCCUGGUGGGCCUCCUAAACUUCGCUUUACUGGAAUUGAUUAUCCAAAACCUGGUUUUAGGCCUUCCGAAUUGAUAGAAGAGACUGGACGCCGCCUGGCAAAGUAUUGCGAGCGCUUUGGUGUUCUAUUUGAGUACAAUGCUAUAGCGACUCGGAAUUGGGAGACAAUUAAAAUCAAAGAUUUGAAGCUUGCAAGAAGAGGUGAGGAGAUUGUUGCUGUGAACUGCUCAUUUCGGUUUAAAGACGUUUUUGAUGAGAUUGAGGUGAUGGGGGAGAGUCCUCGUGACGCAGUCCUAAGGCUAAUCCGGAAAGUCAACCCUAGUAUUUUUGUGCAAGCUGUUGUCAAUGGAUCAUACGGUUCUCCAUUUUUUGCUUCUAGGUUCCGUGACGCUCUCUACCACUACUCUUCAUUUUUUGAUAUUUUUGACACUCUAUUACCCCGUGAUGAUCCGCAGAGGCUUCAAUUUGAGGAUGAUCACUUUGGGCGGGAGGCGUUGAAUGUGAUUGGAUGUGAGGGCACAGAGAGGGUUGUGAGGCCUGAGACAUACAAGCAGUGGCAGUGGAGGAACAGUAGAGCUGGGUUUAAGCUUCUUCCCUUGAACCCGGGACUGAUGGCUGAGUUGAAAAAAAAGUUGAAGGCUGGUUACCACAAACAGUUUCUUCUUGAUGAAGAUGGUGACUGGAUGGUACAGGGGUGGAAGGGGCGGGUUCUGUGUGCUAGCUCAUGUUGGGUGCCUGCAAAAUAGAGGUACAUAGCUUCUUCUAUACCUAUCCAAGAGUUGCAUAUUCUUAUCAUCCACGCGAUUUGGGUCAUGCACAAGGAGUGUUUCUCUUACAGACCUAAUAACAGCUAUUUUAUGGACUUCAUCUAUCUGCGGCUCCAGAUAGCCGGACAUGUGAAACAGUGGCUGAAUCAGGAAGCUUUAACUGGUGGCUAAGUUAGGGACUUGUUUAUUAUGAUAGUCAUUCUUUCCUGUUAUUAGGAAUCUAUUCCUUGAUAGAUGACAUUCCUUUUGAUGGUCUAUAUAAGGCACUAUAGGUUCCUAGUUAGAAUAUGCUUAUUUCGUUUUUCGGUUUUUCCACAUUAAAGCACGACGGCUCCAUAGGUCAGCGUCCUUGCCUAGGGUGGGGGAUUUGGAUGUAUUACUCAAAUCAUCACUAGUUCACAAAAUAGCAACAUAAUCACAUUCCCUUUCCUUCUCGCAAAGGUCUUGGACCAGACGAGGUCCAGAUCCUAUAUGUGUCGUAAACCGUCAGAGUAUGUCAUAUGUACUUGAAUAUUUUAGGGAAAACUAUCAAAUAAGCCCCUGUACUAUACCGAAAAAGUCGAUUAGGCCCUCGCACUUUACAAACACUCAAUUAAGUCCUUGAACUUUUAAAAAACGUUCAAUUAAGCCCUUUCGGUCGGUAAGUAACCGGUUUCCCGGUUAAAUGUAACCCGUUUCCCGGCAGCCGCCGUUGCUGGAGUUCGAGCACAUCGUCGCCGUCGUCGCCGUUUCACCGGGAAAUCGGUUACUUACCGACCAAAAGGGCUUAAUUGAACGUUUUUUAAUAGUUCGAGGACUUAAUUGAGUGGUACGAGAGCCUAAUCGACUUUUUCGGCAUAGUACGAGGGCUUAUUUGAUAGUUUUCCCAAUAUUUUAUGUUUAUCCAUUAAUGAAGUUCUGGAUUGUUUUUCCAGUAUUUUUAGUUUCGUUUAAUUUUAUUUGGUCCCGAAUUAAUAUACUAGUAGCUAAUAAAA